AUGCACUUGCCCUCGCGCCUGUCGAGCCGCCCGACAUUGGCCGCCCACUUCUCCCGCAUCCCCGCCUUCGCCGACCUCCUCCUCGACCAUGUCGCCUGCUCGACCUCGCCCCCAGCGCUGUGCAAGGCCACUCGCGACGGUCGAGCCGGCAGCCGAGCAGUGCACGAGGUCGUCCAGCCGGCGGCCAAGACGCGCAAGGCGGCGUCGUCGCACGCCACAAUGACGAGCCGGGUCCAGAAGCGCCAGAGCAAGAUGCGCGGCGUCGAGAAGCAGGACGGCGAGCAGGAGAGCGAGGGCGACGAGAAGGACCAGCAGACGCCGCGCUCGCACACGACCAGGUCGAGGGGCGCCGCCAAGAAGAAGAAGGUCGUCGUUCAGUCGCCUCACGCGUCGGCCGCCGAGGACGUCUCGCCGCGCAAGAAGGGCGACAAGCGCGUCUCGAACGACAUUCCGCCACCUCGCGACCUCGACGCCGACGAGCUAAAGCGCGUCAAGGAGUUUGAGGCGCUCAAGAAGCCGCGCAGCAGCGAGGGCGCCCAGAAGGAGAAGGCCGUGCGCUCGUUCUCGCAACUCGUCUCGCGCGACCGCAUCCGUACGCCGCCUGACGAGGUCAUGGCCGAGGCCGAGCCGCUCGGCCGCGUCGGCAGCGAGGACCGGGCCGCACACAUCGAGGGCGAGGACGACUUGUUCGACCCGGGCUUCUUCCCCGACGACCUCGCGCACGUCCCUGCGCUCGACGCCCUCGCUCCGGGCCCGCCUCACGCCCAGGACCUCCUCGGCGUCGCCGACCACGGCAACGCUCCGCCCCGCCGCCGCGAGGCCUCGCCUUCGCCGUUCCUCGACCCGGCCAAGGACGAGACGUUCGUCGAGCGGGCCGUGCCCGCGGCCAAGGAGCGCCCGGCCAUCCUCGUUCCCGACAGCCCGCCGCAGGCCGCCGCCGCCGCCGCCAAGGCGAGGGCCGUCACCGCUCCUGCCUUGUCCUCCCCGCACCCUCAGCGCCACCCUCAGCAGCCGCAGCACCCUCCCCCUCGGGCGACGGCGAGGGACGAGGGCCCACACGGCGGCGGCGUCUCGGAUUCGGGCUCGUCGUCUCGGGCAGAAGGUGGCGCGGUACCAGGGGAGGGUGGCUCGGGCGUCGAGACGGGUCAAGGCGGUGGACACGCGGCGAGCGGCGCGACCGGUACGGGCGAGGCUCGUGACGGCGCAGGUGCGGGCGCGUCCGAUGCUGCAUCGAGCAGCGGCUCGGCGAGGUGCGGCGACGCAGCGGGCGAGCGCGAGACGUCGACGGCGUCGACGACCACGGCGCUCGCCGGGUGCUGUCGCGCGGCGUGCGAGGUCGUCGACCACCUCGCCGACGUGCGCCGGGCGCACGCGCUGCCGGUGCGCUUCCUCGCGAUGCACUUUGCGCGCAGCGUGUGCGCCGAGGCGCUGCGGGCGCACGCGGGCGGCGGCGACUCGCGCGAGGGCGAGGACGACGACGACCCGGCCGCCCCGGCGAGCUGCGCCGAGCUCGCCGCAGUACGGUCCCUCGCCGACCUCCCUGACGACAUGGGCGCCUGCGUUCGCGCCUGCGUCCUCGACCGCACCUGUCUCGACGACGCCCUCGACGGGUUUUCGUCAACGCGUCGCCGCUCUCGCUCAACGAGUACGCGUCGCUCGGCCCGUCGCCGUUCGACCUCGCGCUCCUCGCCGUCGUGA
Rhodotorula graminis WP1 is the source of this 1698-nucleotide messenger RNA. RefSeq lists its product as uncharacterized. Bases 1 to 1698 code for a protein of 565 amino acids. Lineage: Eukaryota; Fungi; Basidiomycota; Microbotryomycetes; Sporidiobolales; Sporidiobolaceae. The record is from RefSeq and is a predicted model, not a curated record. The transcript has 5 exons.